Strongylus vulgaris is the source of this 279-nucleotide messenger RNA. The record is from the annotation of a GenBank genome assembly. Lineage: Eukaryota; Metazoa; Nematoda; Chromadorea; Rhabditida; Strongylidae.
CUUUUCUAUCAGGGACCACGUGGACCCCCUGGUGAACCUGGAAAACCGGGUCCUAAAGGAAACUCUGGUAAAUCCAUAUUAAUUGGCCCAAUUGGAAAACCGGGACUGGAAGGCAUGCCUGGAUAUCAAGGUGCUGCAGGGCCUGAUGGGCCGCCGGGUCCCAUGGGACCUCCAGGAGCUGCAGGAAAAAAUGCCACUUAUUGUCUUUGCCCUGCCCGUGGAGAUCCCGACGGACCACCGCGUACUUUAGCAGUCGCGAAACCCGUGGAACCAUAUUAA